UAAUUAUUAAGCCUCAGUAGCAUUAUCCAUAUAUUUAUUACCACAACAGUGAUCAAAGUUGCCUAGAAAAAAUGCAAGCUCUAUUUAGCGUAAGAAGCACCAACUGUAUUCUAAGUUCCAUCUGAAUCACAGAGAGGUAGUACUGAAAUGGAUCGACCAGUAGAAACACUCGCACCACAUGUACUCAUCUUCCCCUUCCCAGUACAAGGCCAUGUAAACUCCAUGCUCAAGCUCGCCGAGCUUCUCUGCCUCGCCGACUUCCACGUCACCUUCCUCGUCCCCGAUGACACCCACGACAGCCUCCUCCGUCACACCGACGUUCACAAGCGUUUCGAGCACUAUGCCCGAUUCCGGUUUCAAACCAUUUCCGAUGGCAUCCCUGCGGACAGAGCACGAUCCGGUACCGAUUUCCUCUCAGACUUGCUAAAUUCUUUGAGAAACGUAAUGAAACCUCUUUUUAAAGAGUUGAUUCGCUCUAAUCGACUGAGCUGUGAGUCAAAUCGGCCAAUAACGUGCAUAAUAACAGAUGGGGUAAUGAGUUUUGCCAUUGAUCUUGCUGAAGAGAUGGGUAUUCCCAUCAUUUACUUCCGAACAAUCAGCGCUUGUUCUUUCUGGGCUUAUUUUUGCAUCCCUGAACUCAUUGAAGCCGGCGAGCUUCCCUUUAAAGGAAACGAUUUGGAUGUACCAAUACAAAGCAUACCAGGCAUGGAAGGCUUUCUCAGGCGGCGUGACCUUCCUAGUAUUUGCCGUGUUGGUGAUUUGAGCAAUCCAGAUUUACAAUUGAUAUCGUCUGAAACCAGGCAAACAACACGACCCCGAGGACUCGUACUCAACACGUUUGAAGAUCUAGAAGGACCCAUACUCUCUCACAUACGUACUCAGAUGCCGAAUGUCUACACCAUUGGACCACUCCACGCGCACUACAAAACAAGGCUGGCAGCGGCAGCAUCUUCAACGACGACGACGGGGACCUCAUCGAAUAGUCUUUUGGAAGAAGACAGGAGCUGUUUGACGUGGCUCGACGAGCAACCAACGCAAUCUGUCAUUUACGUAAGCUUUGGAAGUCUUGCGAUCAUUACAAAGCCCCAGUUGAUGGAGUUCUGGCAUGGUCUGGUAAAUAGUGGAAAACGAUUCUUGUGGAUUAUACGGCCUGACUUGGUCAUUGGCGGAGAUGGGGAGGGUCAUAUCGAGGCGGAGUUGUCAGAAGCGACCAAGGAAAGGGGGUACAUGGUGGGGUGGGCCCCACAGGAAGAGGUCCUGGACCACCGGGCCAUUGGUGGGUUUGUAACUCACAGUGGGUGGAACUCGACUUUGGAGAGUAUAGUGGCUGGAGUGCCAAUGAUAUGUUGGCCUUACUUUCUGGACCAGCAGACUAAUAGUAGAUUUGUUGGGGAGGUGUGGAAACUUGGCUUGGACAUCAAAGAUAUUUGUGAUAGAGUCAUUGUUGCGAAGAUGAUCAAAGAUCUGAUGGAGGUGAGAAGGGAUGAGCUUAUGAGGUCUGUUGAUCGUAUAGCUAACAUGGCGAGACAAUCUAUACGUGAAGGUGGAUCGUCAUAUUGUAAUUUAGACCGUUUGAUUGAGGAUAUAAGAUCGUUGAGCCUGGGUGCAUAAAAUCAGCUUGCACAGCAUUAUUUACUUGUUGGACAAAUUAUUUUGAAAAAAUCAAAAGGCAAAAAUUUGACUUCAUGAUUUAUCAGAUAUUACGUAGCUUUUUGUGACUUUGUUGAUUAAAGCAAAUAUUGAGGUUUACCUUUUA
Molecule: messenger RNA, 1756 nt
Organism: Camellia sinensis
Lineage: Eukaryota; Viridiplantae; Streptophyta; Magnoliopsida; Ericales; Theaceae
Source: RefSeq, a predicted model, not a curated record